Messenger RNA from Racocetra persica, 306 nucleotides. The record is from the annotation of a GenBank genome assembly. Lineage: Eukaryota; Fungi; Glomeromycota; Glomeromycetes; Diversisporales; Gigasporaceae.
AUGACCCGCUGUUAUAAAAAUAACCGUCGUACUCGUUUACAAAAUUCUGGCACUUCUUCUCUGUUUGAAGCCUUAGAACUGGUCCAAAAGGAUAAAGCAAGGCUUGAAAAGGAUGUCCGCAGACUCACGCGUAAAAUUCAAGGCCUAAAUAGUGAUUUGAAAAGGUUGAUAGAUAGUAAUGGACAGCAAGAAUCUUAUAUUAAUGACAUUAAACAGAAGCUAAAGUUGUUGGAAAUGAUCCGUAAACAGCAAGAAGAACGCAUUAAAAGUCUUGAACAUGAGAAAGAGGUGAGAAAGAAGGAAUAA